AUGGGUGAGCAUGAAUCAUGGGCGGUUUCUCCGCCGUCACCCACCGGUUUAUAUCCAAACGGUCUAUUGCCAGGCAAGGCUGCAUCUGUGAUACGUCCGCUCGAUGCGGAACGAUGGGCUAAAGCGGAGGAUAGAACCGCUAAGCUUAUUGCUUGUAUUCAGCCAAAUCCGCCUUCUGAAGAUCGUAGAAAUGCUGUUGCUAGAUAUGUUAGAAGGCUUAUCAUGGAAUGCUUCCCUCGUCAGGUUGAGAUAUUUACUUUUGGAUCUGUACCUCUAAAGACUUAUCUGCCUGACGGAGACAUUGACUUAACAGCCUUCAGCACAAACCAAAAUCUGAAGGAUUCGUGGGCUAAUUUGGUUCGCGAUAUGUUGGAAAAGGAAGAGAAGAAUGAGAAUGCUGAAUUCCAUGUCAAAGAAGUCCAGUACAUUCAGGCAGAAGUAAAGUUAAUCAAGUGUCUGGUGGAGAAUAUUGUAGUGGAUAUAUCUUUCAAUCAGAUUGGAGGGCUGUGUACACUAUGCUUCCUCGAGGAGGUUGAUCAACAAAUUAACCAGAACCAUUUAUUCAAGCGUAGUAUCAUAUUGAUUAAAGCUUGGUGUUAUUACGAGAGCCGUAUAUUGGGGGCUCACCAUGGGCUUAUUUCGACAUAUGCCCUGGAAACCUUGGUUCUUUACAUAUUUCAUGUUUUCAACAACUCAUUUUCUGGACCCCUUGAGGUUCUCUAUCGUUUUCUUGAGUUCUUUAGUAAGUUUGACUGGCUGAAUUUUUGUAUUAGCCUCUGGGGCCCUGUCCCAGUUAGUUCACUACCAGAUGUAACAGCGGAGCCUCCUCGAAGGGAUGUUGGAGAGUUACGGGGUAGCGAAUAUCUAAAAGCUUGUAGUAGAGCUUAUGCAGUUAACUCUGCUGUUCAAGAGACACAGGGGCAACCUUUUGUUUCCAAACAUUUCAAUGUUAUUGACCCUUUGCGUGAAAACAACAAUCUUGGUCGCAGUGUCAGUAAAGGUAACUUCUUCAGGAUACGAAGUGCAUUUACCCUUGGUGCCAAGAAGUUGGCUAGGUUACUUGAAUGCCCUAAGGAGAAUUUGAUCCAUGAGGUUAACCAAUUUUUUAUGAAUACAUGGGAAAGACAUGGCAGUGGUCAACGUCCUGAUGCUCCUGGCAAUGACUUAUGGCUAUCAAGACUGGGAGAUCCUGAGCCAUAUCAUCAAGCUGAAAAUGUUACUAAUUCCUCAAGCAGCAAAAAAAACCAAAAUGCCGCUCGUCUUGGUGGGGUUUAUGAUGCUCGCAGUAUGCCGUCUCAACAAAAUUGUGGAACAGAAGUUAUAUCUCGCACAACAUAUCAAACGCAAAAGAGUUCUGGUAACUCUUACAAACCUGCUCAGGAUGUCAGUUCUAAUCAAAGUGCUUCAAAUGAUAAGCUUCAGCAAACCGGUAAGCCAGAAAUCAAGGUGAAUAGUUUUCAUGGUAAGCGUCUUUUCGCCAGGACCCGGUCUAGCCCUGAGCUUACUGAGACAUACGGUGAAGCUAUUUUGCAAUCACGUCACAGUAGAGCCCCAGAAGCUGGAAAAUGCCAAACUAGUUCUACGAGGGUUGUUAAUAUUAGGAAAGAGAAUCUGGAGUCCGAAACUUUGUCAAACAAUGCCAGAUAUUCAGCUGACUCAUCGUCGGUUAGGCAUACUCCAUCCCCUCGAAGUCCCGAUAGUACUGCUGACAUGAGCAGUGCAGUGAACAGUUAUUAUGAUGACUUAGGUUCAGUUUCCGUGAAUGAAGAUUUUUCUGCUGCAGGGGAACAGGGAAUGCAACAGGAAGAGCAAGAUCUUGUUAACUCAAUGACAUCUGUUGGGCAAGGUUUUAAUGGACACUUCCCUUUCCCGUUCAAUUUUUCUACGGGUCACUUACCAUUUCCAAUUACACCUUCCAUCUUAGCUUCGAUGGGUUAUGGUCAAAGGAAUGUGCCUGGUAUUGUUCCUUCUAACCUUCCUUUCAUUGAGACACCUUGGAGUACGAAUGUGCAAUAUCCGCAAAACUUUGUUUCUUCAUCAUUUACCCAUUAUUUUCCCAGUGGAUCCCACCCCAUUUCAGAAAAGCCGAGCAGAGCUGGUAAUGACAACAUGGGGUCUGCUGAAAUGACUGCUGACGAGUCUGACCAUGAUACCUGGCAUGAUCAAGAGAGGGGAACACUUAGUUUUGGACUUGAAAAUGGUGGUUAUGGAAUGCAUCAGGCAGAUUAUAAACAUCAGUCAUCUUCUGCAGAGCACAGUUUUGUACCCUCAAGUCGAAAAACACGAUCAACAAGGGGAAAUGAUUUGGAAAAUUCUCACUCUCCAGUCAGGGGAGGUAAUCAGAUUCAGAAUGAGGAGAUAAAUGCAGGCUCUAGAUCUGUGUCUUGUGCUAGUUCCGUUAAAAGCAGGACUUCAUCUGAAAGCUCUUGGGAUGGAUCAACUACAAGGGGCGCAAAGCCAGGUAGACGGAAUAGGAAAGUAGUUUCUGGGGGUGCAUCUGCACUGUAUGGAAAAGGGAAGAGCGUUCCUGAGCACUCAAUACAGAUUGAUGAUGGUAACAGAGAGUGGAUUCCUGUAUCAAGCAAUGAAAUAACAGAAAGGGAUCUCCGCUCUCGGCCUACUGUUGCUUCAUUUCAAUUUCCGAGGCAUCAACUACAUGGUCAUGAGCCAGCUCAGGUAAGUGGAUCAGAGUCCACAGUGUCCCUUGCUCCAUUUCUCCUUGGCCAUGGCAUGCAACAAAACGAGGUUGAUAAUUCUGGAUAUACUUUUUAUCCCACUGGGCCACCUGUUCCUAUCGUCGCAAUGUUUCCAAUGUGCAACUAUCCAGCUGGUGGUAAUGCGACAUCAGAUGCUCUGGCAAGCCACCUCAAUGUGGAUGAAGGAGUAGAGAAUCAUGAUCCCUGUAAAAGUUUUGACUUAUCCAGGGGAGUUGAACAGUCUGAGAUAGUAGUUUCUUCGCUCUCCACUAGAAUGGGCUCUUCUGCAGAACCAACGGAGCAUAAAAAUGAUAUUCUUAAUGGUGAUUUAGUAAGCCAUUGGCAUAAUUUGCAGUAUGGCCGCUCUUGCCAGAAUUCUCAACAUCCGCAUCUGCUGUUUCCUUCUCCUGUUGUAGUGCCACCUGCUUAUCUCCAGGGUCGUUUACCAUGGGAUGGUCCUGGAAGACCUCUUGCUUACCCCAAUGUCGUGAAUCAGCUCAUGACCUACGGACCUCGUCUUGUACCUGUUGCUCCUGUACAACCUGUUUCAACCAGGCCACCCAACAUUUACCCUCGUUACGCUAAUGAUACUCCGAGAUAUCGAAGUGGGACAGGGACCUAUUUUCCAAAUCCUAAGAUUUCCCCUAGGGAGCAGCGUCCUACAUCUGGCGUGAGGCGUGGGAAUUAUGGGCAUGACAGAAAUGAGCAUCACAGUGAUAGGGAAGGGAAUUGGAAUGCUGGUGCAAAGACACGGGGUUCUGGACGUAGCCACAACAAUCGUAACCAAGCUGAUAAUAAGCCAAACUUGAGGCAAGAGCGAUCUGAUAGGCAAUGGGGGUCGUCGUAUAGGCAUGAAUCGUCCUCGUAUUCUUCUCAUCAUUCUCAAAACGGUCCUAUUCGCUCAAACACUUCACAAGAUGCUUCUGGAAAUAUUGCAUAUGGCAUGUACCGAUUGCCGCCGGGGAUGAAGCAAAACAGUUCAGAGGGGCACAAUGGUCCAUCUGUCAUGAUGUUUUAUCCAUAUGAUCAUAAUAAUGUUUACAAUUCAUCAUCUGAACAUCUCGAGUUUGGGUCUGUUGGACCGGGGAGUGAAGCGCCACAUCCAAAUGACGGAAACAUAUCAGCUGGUGGGGCAUAUGAAGGUCAGCCAAGGUUUCGUGGCGUUGCUGCUUCUGCUCACAUGUCUUCACCUGAUGAUCCUUCCUCGCCUCGCUUCUCCAGGUAA
This is a messenger RNA of Arabis nemorensis, 3921 nucleotides long. The record is from the annotation of a GenBank genome assembly. NCBI's taxonomy places the organism in Eukaryota, Viridiplantae, Streptophyta, Magnoliopsida, Brassicales, Brassicaceae.